Synchiropus splendidus (mandarinfish) is the source of this 7116-nucleotide messenger RNA. It is a transcript of the gene igsf9b, whose product is annotated as immunoglobulin superfamily, member 9b. The transcript is spliced from 25 exons. The coding region runs from base 594 to 6266 and encodes 1890 amino acids. Gene Ontology annotation, molecular function: protein binding. The record is from RefSeq and is a predicted model, not a curated record. NCBI's taxonomy places the organism in Eukaryota, Metazoa, Chordata, Actinopteri, Syngnathiformes, Callionymidae. Gene Ontology annotation, biological process: cell-cell adhesion.
CUGAUACUUCUCUUUGCAAAACUAACGCGUCUCCCACUUCACCUGAAUGCCCCACCGACGGCCCGUUCAUUUAAGAUGGAGGCUGAAAGUUCCGAGCUGUCCUUAAACGCAACAGUGCGAGUACGCGGAAGAGCGACCGACAGGGACCAAAGAAGAUGCCCCUCCAGCAAGAAGCCUGAUGUUGAUGCAUAAGGCGCUCGAUUGAGUCACUACUAUCACCUUCCACUGCAUAUCCUGAUGCCGUGGGCAGCGCGCCACGCGAAAGAAAGAUGAAGGUCGGAGGAAGGAAGGAUCUUGUUGGGGAUCAGGGGUGUUAGACCUGACCCACGGACAUCAAAGGAAGAAUCUCCAUGAGUCGACCUGGGGCGGCGAUGGAAAAUCUAUUUUCCGACAAUGCAGCAGGAUGACAGAGCUGGUCUGAGAGGGCACCUGGAGACAUGGACACCCACGCAGAGGAAUAGACCCUGGCGUUGGUCUGAAGCUGACACUGGGAAGCAUUUCUGCGGAGAUAGUUGGCGCAGAAGCUGGUCCUGCCUGAACAUCUUCAGCAGCAGAAGGGUUGGGAGAUGUGUGAAGGUGUGUGACGGACGGCCAUGGGACUGGAGACACGCCGGCUUCAGGCUGUCAUCACUGCUCUCUGCAUCUGUCAGCUGUGUGUCUCCCAAGGAGUGUCGACGCUGGUUCGAGCACGAGAAGGUUCCUCUGCAGAGCUGGGCUGUAAUCUUUCUCCUCUGUCCGAAGAAGCCACCACUCCUAACAUAUUUCCGCUCCAUGUGGUGGAGUGGGUGCGUCUUGGAUACAAUGUUCCUAUUCUCAUCAAAUUUGGAGUCUACGCUCCGCGGGUUCAUCCCAACUACAAGGGACGCGUGUCUCUGACCCGGGGUGCCUCUCUGCUGGUGGAGCGCUUGACCCUGGAGGACGAGGGCUGGUUUGAGUGUCGCAUCCUUCUACUCGACAGCAAAACAGACAACUUCCAAAAUGGCACAUGGACCUUCCUUUCCAUCACAGCGCCACCGGUGUUUAUCAAGAAGCCACCGACGUUUGUGGAGGUCCUGCUGGGGGAGUCUCUCACCCUCAGCUGUGGCGCUCACGGAAACCCCCGGCCCACGGUGGUGUGGCACAAAGAUGAAACCCCGAUAGAGAAGCAUGAAAAAAUUAAAGUGCUCAAUGGCACCUUGUCUUUAGCGUCAAUCACCAGAAAUGUUUCAGGAGUGUACAAAUGUCACGUGUCCAACUCAGAGGGGAAUCUAACUCACUAUACGCAGCUGCAGGUCAAAGGUCCCCCCAUCAUCAUCAUCUCUCCCGAGGACACCACGCUCAACAUGUCCCAGGAUGCAGUGCUGCAGUGCCAGGCUGACGCUUACCCUUCCAACCUCACCUACGAGUGGAUGAAACAGGGACAAAAUGUUUACCACAUCGAGUCCCUUAAAUCCAGAGUGAAGGUGUUGGUGGAUGGAACGCUCCUCAUCCCCAAUCUAAUCCCGGAAGAUGCAGGGAAUUACACUUGUAUUCCCACCAACGGGAUACUCACCCCGCCCUCAGCUUCUGCCCAUCUAAAAGUUAAACAUCCAGCUCGUGUGGGUCGCAUGCCCAGGGAAACGUUCUUGCCCUCAGGCAUGGAAGGCGUCAUCAUCUGUCCCAUCCAGGCAGAUCCACCAGUGCUGUACGUCAACUGGACCAAAGAUGGCAACGAGUUCAACCCAGAAAAUAUCCCUGGUUGGAUGGUGAACUCUGAGGGCUCAGUUUUCAUAGCGAGAGCCAACGACAACGCUGUGGGCAUGUACACCUGCACCCCAUACAACAGCUACGGCACCAUGGGCCAGUCUGAACCCACCAAGGUCGUCCUGAAGGACCCCCCUGCUUUCCUCGUCCCACCACGUGCUGAGUAUCUACAGGAGGUGGGGAGGACUUUAAUCGUUCCGUGUGAAGCCACCGGAGACCCGGCUCCAAACAUCACAUGGAGCAAGAUCGGCCCCACUCCUCGGUCCCCAUUCUCAGUUCUGGCUAACGGCUCCCUGCUGCUGCAGCCGCUCAGUAAAGACCACCACGGAGGCUGGGAGUGUCUGGCGUCUAAUCGCGUGGCCACUGUCAGCGCUGGCACGGUGGUCAUGGUUCUCGGCACCAGCCCUCACGCCGUCUCCUCAGUUGUUGUGAGCACUGAGAUGAAUCAGGCCAACGUCUCCUGGGUUCCUGGUUUUGAUGGUGGCUACACUCAGAAGUUCACAGUUUGGGUGAAGCAGGCGUCUGGAGGGAAACACGAGUGGGCGUCUUUGCCGGUGCCCACCUCCAAAACCUACCUGCUGGUAACCGGGCUGCUCCCUGCCACCAGUUACCAGUUCAGCGUCCUGCCUCAGAACAAACUUGGAUCUGGAGCUUUCAGUGAAAUUGUGUCUGUCAGAACUCAAGCCGUGGCCACGGAAACACCCACCGCUGUCACCAGCAUGCCGUAUUUGGAGCCGCCGCUUCUGCUGGAGGUGAAUCGGACCGGGCAAGGCGUCCUCCUGCAGUGGCUGCCUCCCGAGGAGCCCACCUUUCCUCUGACCGGGUUCGUGCUGCAGGCCCGGCGGAAUCAGGGCCAGUGGGUCAUCCUGAGCAACAACAUCGAAGCCAAUCAGAGUGAACUCUUGAUACAAGGACUGGUCAGAGACUCGUCCUAUGAUCUUCGGCUGAUGUCCCUCAGCAACAAAGUCCUCAGUGAGCCCAGCGAUUCCCUUAGUGUUUCCACCGAAGGAAUGAUGGUUUACCCGCUGCAGCCAAGUUUUUUGGAGAUGGUCCCGGAGCACCUCUUGGCUGGACUGUUAGGUGGAGUGUGUUUCCUCUUCAUAGCCAUCGUUCUUUCCCUGGUGACCGCCUGCUACAUGAGCAACAGACGUGCACGGCGACGUCGAAAACGAAGAGACCUCUUACCGGGCUUCCAGAAGACUUCAUCUCAACAAACUGGCUCUCCUCCUCCCAGUCCAGACAGCGUCCUGAAGCUGAAGCUCUGUCCUCCUCUGCCAUUCUUCCCGAGCUCUUCCUUCGAGAGAAGCAACCGAGGAGAGUACCAGGACCAGAGGAAGCAGCUCAUCUCCAACUCCUCCCCGCCGCCGCACUACACGCUCUUCGAGAGCCACCUGGGUUCUCAAGCUCCUUCUCCCACCGCCCUGGAGUCCAUCUCCAGAGGCCCCGACGGCCGCUUCAUAGUCCAGCCUCUGCUUGAGCGCUGUAGCUCGUUCAAGAAAAAUGGAAUUCAAAGCAACGGCGGCGCCAGUGGAUCCGGGAGCAACCGGACUUCUUUCAGGGACUCUCCCAAGUCCAGCAUCCUGAGCUCAGAGAAGGACCGGAAGGACUCUCCCCUGAGCCGCGCCUCUGAGCAAGGCGGGUCUCCGUCCUCCCCGGGGAGGGUUCAGUCAGUGGCCAGGCAUUUCUCCCGCCAUGGCUGCUUUUACUCAGACGAGGAGCAGGGGUCCGAGGGUCUGCUGGAGAGGGCCAGUUUCUACUCUGACAACAGCGAGAAGAAACCCAGCGAUUCUUCCCGAAAGCACCGCGCUCUGCUCAACACGGAGGACAUUCUGUCUCACUUGGGCCGGCGCUUCAAGCACCAGGAUAAAGAUAAAGAGUACCAACCCAUGCAGAGUGAGGUGACCAACAACAGCACCAUGGUCACCGACUUGGAGAGAAGUGGACCCACGUGUGACCAAACUGAGAAUUCACAAGACACUGCAGUGGAGGAGGAGCCGGUGUGGAAGCUGCAGGACGUCACCAUCAGACAGAAGCACAGAGCGUCGGGGCAGAGCAGCAGAGUGGCUGACUACCGUAGAGCCUGCUACUUCAGCAGCAGCAGCAGCAGUCCCAUGAACCGCCUCCCCAACACUCACAUUCAGUGGGACAUCAGUCCCAUCACCUCCGACACCAGCCACGUUCCGUCCCAGGCACCCCACUCGGGUCGACUGACCUCAGAGAGCUCCCUCUCUGUGGGCCAGUCUCCGCUCACCCAGAACACCUCUCUGCCGUGCCCAGAUGGUACAUCAGAAAGCUUGGACGAUGGUCAAUCCAGAGCUCGCUGGUUCAGUCCGGGCAGGGGGUCCGGCAAGUGCAGGAGGUCCAUGACCGAGGAGGGCUUGAGAGAAAAGCACCAGGGCUUCAACGCCGCCUCCAGGUCCAGAAGCUCGUACGCAUAUGGCACUGAGGCGUGGGAUUCCAGGAGCACACUGAUUCUGAGAGACCGCUCCAGAGCUCCAGAUCUAUAUUCACCACAGACGUCCUCGCAAGAUCCCAGUCCCUCGGGCUAUGCUACUUUACCCUACGACCAACAGGGCGACCAGGAAGCUGAGACCUGUGAUGAGCGCAGGAGUUCCGACCUGGAAAAAGAAGGCGUCCGGACUCGGUCCAGGAAGAGUGUCAAAUGUCUGUUCUCUGAUGCAGCCAGCCCGGUCACCACGCUGACUCUGGUGGAGGAGGCUGAGAGCGAUCAGUCGCAGUUUUCCGUUCCCCGAACGUCCGAGUCCUUCAAGGUCAAACCUCCUGCCCCGUCCCCAAAAAUGUCCCCCCUGCAGACCAGCGCUAUUCUGGAGUAUCUGAGUCUUCCUGGGUUUAUUGAGAUGAGUGUGGAUGAGCCCACAGAGGAAGCUGAAGUAACAGAGCCGAGAGGGUCCGAGCCCACUCCUGACACGUCUCUGGAGUCAGGGGUCGCACCUGACGUGGUCCCCAAAAACUGGGAGGUUCACAUCGAGGAAAUUGAAGGGGUGGACUCGGACCAGACUGAGGAGCUUGUUGAGGGUGAGAACUUUGAUGCAUCUGAAACAGAGAGACGGUCAGGAGAGGUCAGAGACUCGCUUCCCCGGGUUCGGUUCCCGGAUGAUGUGAGGGCGCCAUCUCCUGGUCCGGAGAAAACAUGCAAGCAGCUUUACGACGAGAAAACUCGAAUACGAUCGGAAUCCAGACUGGGCUCAGGUCCAGCUCACGCUCUGUUUGGUGCCGCCAGGAGCAUGGCGGAUAUCAUGACCAAGCACUCGCAGAGCUUCGUGGCUCCCCGAGCCCCUUCACCAGACCCAACCCAGCGGCCCCCGUCUCAGGGCGGCCGGACAAACAACAUAGCGUCACGGAUAUGUCAAGCUCCGGUGCCGUUUCUGAAGAAGUCCUUCAGCAUGGGGCCCAGCAGAACCUUCUCCGGUCACCCCCGACCCUUCAUCAAGAAGUCCAUGAGUCUGGGCUAUCAGAGGUGGGAGCACUUUGAGAACCCGAGGACCUACGUCUCUGAGAAGUGUUACUGGGACGAGUUGCCGACCCCGGACGUGAUGGUGAAGUCGUACAGUCUGGGCCGAACGCCUUCGUCCUUCCCUCGACCCGGGCCCUCCUGGAGGGAGUAUGUCCCGCUCAGGCGGCCCAGCGUGGGCAGCUUGGAGAGGCCCUACCAGACGCAGAGGUCCUUAGCCACUCUUUCUUACCUCACCCCACAGAUGUACCCCCCCAGACCCGCUUCGGUCUCGCCUCUGCUGGAGCCUUCUGAUCCACGGAGGCAAGCCACCGUCUUCCCCGAGUCGUCCCGCUGGUCCCCGUAUGAGGAGCCCCCGAGGUCUGCCCCGUACUGCUACGUCCCUGCCCCGCCGCCCAUCCCUAUCCCUCCAUGCCAACCCUGGCCAGGACCCCGAGCAGAAAGCUUGAGGUUCGUCGACACCAGACGAGGUCCCCCCAGAUCCUACCUGCCGCGAGGCAUCAGCUGGCCCUCCCCUUACUACCCCCCGUUUGUCCCGCGAGAAGGGGAGAGCUACAGGCCGAUCAUGGGGAGGGUGGCUGAGCCGGAGCUGAGAGACGGGGGCCGGGCCAGCUAUGCCAGUCAGAGCAGCGGCCGCGGGAGUGCGGGACUCUUUCGCCAGUCCCUGUCCGUCACCCCGACCCUGCUCAGCUCCCCGGAGACCACAGAGGAGAGCGAGCGGCACCGUGCCGAGAUGGAGCAGCACGAGCGCAGAGCUAACAGAAGGAACACCUCAGUAGAUGAGAGUUAUGAGUGGGAUUCUGCUGACGUCGGCGUGGACCCCGAGGUCCUGGAGGCCAUGAGGUUGGAUCAAGCCCAUGGCUUCCAGGAUCAGCACUCCAAAGGCCCCCCCGCCUGCCCACCUGCCUCCGGCCGCUGCCUCCGCAGACCCUCCCUCAGUGAGGAGCGGUUCAACGCCCUGCGCCUGGAGUACCAGCAGUACCGGCGGGCUCAGGAAUCCGUCUGGGCCCGUGAGCCUUGCCACACCUCAGGCCACGAUUCAGACUCUGACGCCAACUCAGCGCUGCUGUAGCACCUGCUUGUUCUCACAGUGACGGCCGCACGGUGUGAGACUGCUCCCUCCAGUUAAAGCUCCCGUCACUGCAGUGAUUCGGAGUUUGAGUGCGGCUGUUUCCACCCUGACAAUCAAACUGGAACAACUUAGAUUUUGGUUACGCUUUUGACAAUUAUGUGGGUUUCCGUGUUCGUCAUCCAAAUCUUACUGGAUUUUAUUUUAAGCCUCUCGCACGUGGCAGCUAUGUGAUACACGUAUUUAAAGUAUGCUGGUCCCCUGCUGUCCCUGCCAACACACGGCGGUGUUUGUGUUGUUCACAUGAAUGUACAAAUGUUGAUAUGUUUCCGUCGUGCUACGGUAAAGUCUAUAUUUACGGCCGAAGCUACUGUUUCCCCUGAAUGUUGGGUGGCCCCUCCGCUGAGCAAGCGCCACCUGGGAACUCGUUUUUUUUUUCUUUUUUUUUGCCUUACUUCUCGUCACUAACCCUUUGUUACGCUCUGAACUUGUUCCACAUUGAGAGUUUCUGGAUAUUUAUUGAGGUUCGCGACGUGAAAUGUUUACCACUCACUGAUGUGAGAGCUGCACUGUGAAAUGUUCUGAUUCCGUUUUGGACUUUAAAAGUCUGUUUCAGCCAUGAGUUCUCAUGUUCUUGUUUUAUUUUUUUUUCCUGUUUUAACUGGAAUGUGGCAACUGCUGUUUUUUGUUCCCGGUUUGACAAUUGAAUUGACAUUUGAAGCAAGUGAAAUGUAUUUAAGACAGCGAUGCGAGCAAAUAUGCAUUUAUGCUUCUGGGUUUUUGUCCUAAAAGCAAUUUUUAUAUCUGUACACCCGGCUGUUUUGUCACUUUUAUAUGUUUGUAAAGAAUAAAU